Molecule: messenger RNA, 969 nt
Organism: Etheostoma cragini (Arkansas darter)
Lineage: Eukaryota; Metazoa; Chordata; Actinopteri; Perciformes; Percidae
Exons: 3
Source: RefSeq, a predicted model, not a curated record
GCCACGCACAACGCCACGCACAACGCCACGCACAACGCCACGCACAACGCCACGCACAACGCCACGCACAACGCCGAGCGCCCGCACCGCUGCCCCGUCUGCGGAAAGACUUUCACCAAGCCGGCACAGCUGAAGACCCACGCCGUGGUCCACACCGGCGAGCGGCCCUUCUGCUGCGACGUCUGCGGCCGGCGCUUCAACGUGCUGCAGAACCUCCACCGCCACAAACACACGCACACCGGCAAGAAGAUCUUCGUGUGCGGCGUGUGCGGUAAAGGCUUCACCCGCGCCGUCACCUUGGCAACGCACAAGCUCAUCCACACCGGGGAGAAGCCGUUGAAAUGCGAGCUGUGUCCCAAAGCCUUCCGGCACGCCAUCAACCUGAAGAACCACCAGCGCGUGCACAGCGGCGCGCGGCCCUACGGCUGCGAGCUCUGCGGGAAGAGCUUCCGCCAGGCGGUCAACCUGAAGAUCCACCGCCGCAUCCACACCGGCGAGCGCCCGUUCGGCUGCGGCGUCUGCGGCAAGACGUUCAGCCAGCAGAGCAGCCUGGUGACGCACGGGCGCACGCACUCGGCCGAGCGCCCGUUCGGCUGCAGCUACUGCGACAAGAGGUUCAACAACAGCAACAGCCUGAAGCUGCACCUGCGCGUGCACACCGGCGAGAAGCCGUACGGCUGCGACGUCUGCGGCAAGACCUUCAGCCAGUGCAGCCACCUGCGCACGCACAAGACGCACGUGCACGCCGGCGGGAAGCAGUUCAUCUGCGACAAGUGUGGGAAGACGUACUCGGACCGGCGCAACCUGAAGCUGCACAAGUGCUGCUACGCGUGAACAAAGAACCUUAAAUCAGCCGUUUCUUCCAUGGAGUCUGGCACAGGCAACAAGAUAAAUUAAAUGUUGUUAAAGAAUGUUUAGUCCAAGAUAAAAAGUCAAAAGUUUCUCAAAGUCAAAGCUGUUUAAUAUGAU